AAGAGCACAUAAUCCUGCACUCUGAGAGGCAGUUCGUGAGAGUGAGAGCGUGGUUUGUUGGUUUGUAGCUGCCACGCUAUGAAAAAGGAAUGGCUUGAUUCACUAUGAGGUCCCGAGGAAGGAGCCAGAAACAGUGAUCUCUCCCACCUCACCGAGAAAGGCAGCAGCUGAAUGACAAAGUAGAUAGGGAAAAGGGAACGGUCCUCUGUGGAAAGGGACUUCCAGGUAUCUCCUCCAGGCUGACUCUAGAGGAUGAUUUUAGAAGAAACGGAAUACAUAUAUUAAUACAGCCUGUUCCCCAGGCCAGGAGUCUGUGUGGGUUAAUGUCCAGCUACCAAGGGGGCUGUUUUCUUUCAUAUAAUGAGCUGUGCCCACCUAGUCACCCUUUUAGGGGAUAUUGGCAGUGUGGUGAUCUCCUGAUCUGUGCUCCUGUAUCUCCCACACUGUAGUCAGACAACUUGUCCUAAGUCUGUCUUCUCCCUGGAUUGCGAGCACCUGAAGGGCAGCGACACACCUGGUGCUUGUUGAGUGGCUUCCUCAUAAGUAGUCAUUGAGCAGAACUGAGCCGUGGUGGAAGAAGAAAAGCACUGCUGCUGACCAUGCAAUGGAGUCCAAAGAAGCUCUCCAGGCUUCAGAAGAAGAAAAUCCCUCCUCUAACAACUUUGAUGUUUCCUUUACGUCUGUCUACAGCUUCAGUGAUGACUUAGGCUACCAAGGGAGCCAGGAGUUCACCACUGAAGAAGAUCCCAGCCUCCUUAAGUCCAGGAGGCAGAAGCGGAAGAAGGCUUCCAUUCUUCAGAUGAGGAGACAUGAGGUGAAAGAGGAAGAUGAAGAGGACGAGGAUGAGGCAGAGGGGCCCCCUACCUCUUUGCAAUCACCUAGGACAAAAGCUUGGCACCGUCCACAUUCAGGGAUCCCCCAACUGAAGCACAGGGAACAGUUGGGCAUCUUGGAAAGUAGCUUGAGCUUGAGCUCGAGCUUAUCCAGCACCAGUGAGGCCAAGUGGUCCUGUGGGAGUUUGGCCACAUUUUGUCAAUACUUUUCCAGCUGCUGCCCCAGGAUGCAGAAGUCAGUGGAGGAAACUAAGGCGUCAGACACUGAAGGAAGCAAGAGCCAGAGUAAGAUCGUCUGUCACAAGCUCCAUUAAUGGUGAUGGUCCAGAGUGUUAAGAGGCUCCCAGGAAAGAUCUGGACAGAAGCCAGGAUAACAGAGUGUAAUCCUUCAGCUUAAAAAUAAAGCAAAUUUUAUUUUUGUGAA
Molecule: messenger RNA, 1257 nt
Organism: Microcebus murinus (gray mouse lemur)
Lineage: Eukaryota; Metazoa; Chordata; Mammalia; Primates; Cheirogaleidae
Source: RefSeq, a predicted model, not a curated record